This is a messenger RNA of Daucus carota subsp. sativus, 1512 nucleotides long. Its product is annotated as vesicle-associated protein 2-2. The transcript is spliced from 9 exons. Gene Ontology annotation, biological process: endoplasmic reticulum membrane organization. The record is from RefSeq and is a predicted model, not a curated record. Gene Ontology annotation, cellular component: plasma membrane; endoplasmic reticulum membrane. The coding region runs from base 242 to 1309 and encodes 355 amino acids. Lineage: Eukaryota; Viridiplantae; Streptophyta; Magnoliopsida; Apiales; Apiaceae.
ACACCCAUUUCUACUCUCUACCAAACCAUCUCUCUCUCCCUCUCUCUCUCUCUCGAUCGACAUAAUCUAUACCAUCGUCACCAACAAUAUAUAUAUACACACUACACAACACACCACAUCAUUUCGAUGAAAUCUAGGCCUAAUUAACAUUCCAUCUUUCACUUCAUUUCUCGUUUUCUCAAGCCAAGAGAUCUAGGUGUUAGUGAUUUUGAUGCUGUGUUUUCCGAUUCUUUGAAGAAAAAUGGAGACUGAACUUCUCGAUAUUCAGCCGCAAGAACUCAAAUUUAUUUUUGAGUUGAAGAAACAAAGCUCAUGCUCUGUUCGACUAGUCAAUAAGACCAACCAACAUGUUGCUUUCAAGGUGAAAACUACUUCUCCAAAAAAAUACUGUGUGCGUCCAAACACAGGCAUUGUGAAACCAAAAGAAAUAUGUGAUUUUACAGUUACAAUGCAAGCGCAAAGGGUUGUUCCUCCUGAAAUGAUCUGCAAAGACAAGUUCUUACUUCAAUGUGCUGUUGUUCCUGUGGGGAUGGCUGAGGAGGAUAUUACAUCUGCAACGUUUGCCAAAGAUGGAAGGUAUAUUGAGGAGAAGAAGCUUAGAGUGAUUCUUGUCAGCCCACCCAAUUCGCCUAUACAUUCACCAGUCAAUGGUACAGCGAAGCAGGUGUAUGAUGUGCCCACACCCGAAGAGCAGCACCCUAAUUACACUGGAAACUUCAGUCCUCCUCAGACAGGUACUGACGAUUUGAGGGAAACCAAAGUAGUUGCUUCUGAGGACUUGAAGCCUGUAAGGCAUGAAGCUGCUGAGGAAUUGAACCCUGUGAAGCAUGAUGCUGCUGAGGACCUAAAGCCAGUAAAGCAUGAAACUGCUGAGGACCUAAAGCCAGUAAAGCAUGAAGCUGAUGAGGAGUUGAUUAGAAGCAGAGAUUUUGAGCAAGGUAUAAAGAAUCAUGUAGUUUCUAAAACAGUCAAGGAUGUAGAACUGAAGGUCGUAAAGGAAUUUGAGGAACAAAAACCACCAACUAAUAUGAUGAAGGACGGGGACGAGCUGAAGCUGGUGAAGGAUAUCGAGGAGGUCAAGUUUAAACUAAGAGAAUUUGAAUCAAAGCUGAACGAGGCUGAGAGAACAAUUUCAAAGCUGACAGAAGAGAAGAGAGUGAGUACCCAUGACAGGGAAAUUUUACAGCAGGAGUUGGGUCUGAUGAGAAGUAGGAGAAGUGGACAAAAAGCUCAAUCGGGAUUCCCUCUGCUGUUUGUUUGUAUGGUGGCACUUGUUAGCGUCUGGCUUGGUCACUUCAUGCACAAGUAGUAGAUAACAGUUAUUGUCAAGAUGCUAUGAGGAGGUCUCUUUAUCAAAUAUGACUGUAGAUAACAGAAUAUUAUGCUCCUGAGGUGUGAAAGUUGCAAAAGGGUUUGUGCAAACCCUGAUAAAAUGUACCCAAGGACGAGUUACUAACUCUGUUUUGGAUAGACAAAGUCUUUUUUAUACAGUAGUAUGCAUAGUUCCUAAUC